UGCUCCACGCUGUUUUGCUGCUCGCACUGUUGACAUGUGGUUUUGUGUAUUUCGUCAUAUUAUUUUGAAACCGUUUUAAAUUCCGCCACAAGCAACAAUCACCGCGGCUUGCUUUCCCCCGGCAAUGGCUAAACGUGAAACCAUCGUGCACUGGUUCCGGAAAGGGCUACGAAUCCACGACAAUCCGGCCCUCACGGUGGCCGUAGACAAGGUGCGCGCGAAUCCCGCCAAAUACUGUUUGCGACCGAUAUUCGUGCUCGAUCCGGGCAUACGCAAAUGGUUGCGUGUGGGACCAAAUCGAUGGCGCUUUCUGCAGCAGACGUUGGCUAAUUUGGAUGAAAAUUUACGCUCCAUCAACUCCCGACUCUACGUUGUGCGGGGCAAUCCGGUGGAAGUGUUUCCCAAACUGUUCGCCGACUGGAACGUUUCGCUGCUUACGUACGAACAUGACAUUGAGCCGUACGCCGUCAAGCGGGACAGCACCGUCGAAGAGCAGGCACGGAAGCACCGGGUGGAGGUUCACAUUGAAAAGUCUCACACCAUUUUUGAUCCGGAAGGAAUUGUGAAGAAGAAUGGCGGCAAACCACCGCUUACCUACCAGCGGUACGCAACACUUGCUUCGGCUUUCAAAAUACCCCAACCACUGCCAGUGCCUCAGAAACUGCCAGCGAAAGAAACGUCCCCCGAAGCGGACAAGGAAGAACGCAAAAACCCUUCCUGUUACGAUCCACCAACGAUGGAAGAGCUGGACGUCGAGGAAGCGUCGAUGGGUCAUUGCAAAUUCCCCGGCGGUGAAUCGGAAGCCUUGCGCCGGAUGAAUGAGAUCCUCAGCCGGAAGGCAUGGGUGUGCAAAUUCGAGAAACCGAACACAUCACCCAACUCCCUCGAACCAUCGACCACGGUUCUGAGCCCGUACCUGAAGUUCGGCUGUCUGAGCGUGCGCCUGUUCUACAGCCGUAUAGCGGAAACCAUCAAGGGUCAGAAACACUCCCAACCGCCCGUCUCGCUGAUCGGGCAGGUAAUGUGGAGAGAGUUUUAUUACUGCGUCGCGGCGGCGACACCCAACUACGACAAGAUGGUGGGCAACGGCAUCUGCACCCAGAUCGAUUGGGACACUAACAAGGACUACCUGGAAGCGUGGACGCAUGGCCGAACGGGCUACCCGUUCAUCGAUGCCAUCAUGCGCCAGCUGCGCCAGGAAGGAUGGAUCCAUCAUCUGGCCCGGCAUGCGGUCGCCUGCUUCCUUACGCGCGGUGACCUCUGGAUAUCGUGGGAAGAGGGACAGCGGGUGUUCGAAGAGCUGCUGCUCGAUGCCGACUGGGCGCUGAACGCGGGCAACUGGAUGUGGCUGUCGGCGUCCGCUUUCUUUCAUCAGUAUUUCCGCGUGUACAGCCCGGUGGCGUUCGGCAAAAAGACCGACCCGGAGGGAAAGUUUAUCAAGAAGUACGUGCCCGAGCUGGCCCGCUUUCCGGCCGGUAUCAUCUACGAGCCGUGGAAAGCGAAUCUCGAGACGCAGAAGAAGCUCGGCUGCAUCAUUGGGAAGGAUUAUCCGAACCGGAUAGUGGUGCACGAGGACAUUUCCAAGGUGAACAUUCAGCGCAUGUCGGCCGCUUACAAGAGGAACAAGGCACAGAAGGAUGGCGGAACGGAGGAAGACGAUAGUGUGAGCUCGGGAUCGGGUGGGACGCCCGGCAAAAAGCGACCAUCGUCCACUGGAUCAACCGCAAAGGGUAAAGCGGCACCGAAGAAGCGUAAAAUUGAAGCAACUAUUGAAAAGUUCUUGAAAAAGAAGUAAAACAAGCACACGCACACUGCCAGAAAUACUCGAAUACUUAACUCUUUCUCUCAGGUAAAAUGUAUUAGUGUUAAAAAUCGUACCAUAUAAAAUGCCACGUAUGUCUUUUUCACAGUAACAAGCUAUGAACGAUAAAAUAAUCCAGUUUUACCUAUUAAAAAGCAUGAUGAAGCUAGAGUAAGUUAUGCGCUUCAAAUCUACAGCAAACGAUUUAAAUCGAAUGUAUACAGUCUGUGGCGAUAUUUAUUUUAUUUCCAAUAAAUAAACGAUUCGGUGAAUCGUUUAAAUUUG
Messenger RNA from Anopheles arabiensis, 2086 nucleotides. It is a transcript of the gene phr6-4, whose product is annotated as cryptochrome-1. The record is from RefSeq and is a predicted model, not a curated record. Gene Ontology annotation, biological process: entrainment of circadian clock by photoperiod; circadian regulation of gene expression. Lineage: Eukaryota; Metazoa; Arthropoda; Insecta; Diptera; Culicidae. Gene Ontology annotation, molecular function: FAD binding; DNA binding. Gene Ontology annotation, cellular component: cytoplasm; nucleus. The transcript is spliced from 2 exons. Bases 125 to 1795 code for a protein of 556 amino acids.